Eutrema salsugineum is the source of this 552-nucleotide messenger RNA. Its product is annotated as triphosphate tunel metalloenzyme 3. Lineage: Eukaryota; Viridiplantae; Streptophyta; Magnoliopsida; Brassicales; Brassicaceae. The record is from RefSeq and is a predicted model, not a curated record.
UUCCGUCACAAAUCCGAAAUGUUGAGAAGAAAACCCACAAAAAUCCAACUUAAAAUUGAAGACCGAGAAGAGCUUGAACAAUCCCGCAAAUCUGAACCACCCACCACCACCACCACCACCACCGCUCCAUCUUCCUCUUCCCUCCUCCACCUCAUCGACCCUAAACACAAAAACCCAUCUUCCAAAUCCGACCGAAUCGGCCUCCCUUCCUCUUGAAACCAACCCUCCAUGGAAGUCGAAGUCAAGCUCCGUCUCCUCACCGCAGCUGCUCAUCUCCGUCUCACCACUCUCCUCACUCCGUUUCACCUCAAAACCCUCCACCAGCGCAACCUUUUCUUCGACACUCCCAAAAACGACCUCUCCCUCCGUCGCGCCGUCCUCCGUCUCCGCUACCUCCAAAACGCGCGGAGUCGGUUUCAUCUCCGUCGCGUCGUUGUAUCUCUCAUUAAAGCCAAACCAACGCUUGCAAUGAGAUUAGCCGGGUGGAAGGAAGACGAACAGGAAUUUGAUGCUGGCAUUAGCUCAAGGAAUGUCUGGAUUCCGCCGUCCUAA